Lathyrus oleraceus (garden pea) is the source of this 1089-nucleotide messenger RNA. RefSeq lists its product as uncharacterized. Bases 243 to 800 code for a protein of 185 amino acids. The record is from RefSeq and is a predicted model, not a curated record. The transcript is spliced from 3 exons. NCBI's taxonomy places the organism in Eukaryota, Viridiplantae, Streptophyta, Magnoliopsida, Fabales, Fabaceae. Gene Ontology annotation, molecular function: ureidoglycolate hydrolase activity.
AAAAAUUCAGGUUAAGUUGAGUUUUUAGAAUAAAAACACAACUUGCAUCCGAUUUAAAUUUUAAAUUUAUAUCUAUCGAAAGCGAUCUAUUGUGGAUAACUAAUUAUAAUCCUAUCACAUAUAGAGGAUAUUUCUCAUGAUAGUUGCUUGAUUUAGCAUGAUUUGUAUUUUACUUGUUUUUAGGAUUAAAUUUGUGGCACCAAAAUUGUGAUAGCAUAAUAAUAAUAAUAAUCUUAUAAGAAAUGGAGAGUGUGACGGUGGUUACCGUGAAACCAAUCGAAGCAACUCCGUCAACCUUUCAAGACUACGGCCAGGUCAUCGAGGCUUCACCGGACGGCGAGGGUUUCGGUCCCCAUGAUGCUCAACUUGACCUCACUAAAGGAAUUCCCAGGUUCUACAUUAUGCAUCUUGAGAACCGGCCGCUUAAGUUUUCUAGUAUCACACAUCAUGCAUGUGUGACUCAGUGCCUUGGGUCCAUUGGUGGUAAUGUUUGGUAUCUUGGAGUGGCUAAGCCAUCUAUUGUUGAUUCAAAUGAAAUCAAGGAUAACACAGGCAAGACAAUCGUGCAGUCACGCGGUGGUCAUUUUUACGCGCCUCCUGCCAUUGAGGAUGUCCAAGUUUUCAAGGUUUCAGGUCCCAAAUUUCUCAAGCUUAACCGUGGGACAUGGCAUGCCGGUCCUCUAUUUACGUCUGAUGCAAUGGACUUUUAUAAUUUAGAACUUAGCAAUACAAAUGUGGUUGAUCAUACCACACACUACUUCAAGAAGCAUGAUGGAGUGACUUUUUCAAUUGAUGAGUAGUUGGAGCUUUUUGUUGUUUCCAGCAUUUCAACUGAUUCUGCACAAUGUGUACCAUGACAGAUACUAGUAAUAGUAUCAUACUAUAUACUAGUACAUAAUCUCUGGAAAUUUAACACAGGUCGAGAAGUGGUCAAAAUCAUUGUCACUAAGAUAACACUAAAUUGUAAAACAUAUCAAUGAACUUUCCUAUAACUAUGCCAAAAAUACCAAAGGAAUGCCAUAGUUAAAAGUUAAAAACAUAAUGCAUGUAGAACCAAGUUUAUAAAAAGUAAGAUCUUUAUUUUUGGUA